AUCUAAUACCCAUAGCAAACAUCUUUAUAAGAGUCCACUAGUACAGGAGUACUACGGUAUACCGGGUAAAAUUGCAGAUUGCAUCAACCAAAGAAUCUGAUAAAAAAUGUUACCUAACCUAACCUAAGUUAACCUAACCUAAUGUCAUAUAAGAAAAUGAUCAUACAAAAAAUAGUUCUAUCUAUUGAGUGCAGUGAAUUUCCGGAAUUCUGUGGUUGCUGUUACUGCAAUACAGUAUUACCCUGUGCCGUUAUUAUUAAUAUAAUACAGGAAAUUUGAUGGGGUAAGAGAUUCACUGGAGAAAACCUUUUAUUAUAGGAUGGUAAUAGCAAAAAUACCAGGCGGCUAACCAGGAAAUCAGUGGUGAAGAGGAUAAAAAGAUACCCUGUGAUGGAGACUAGACUUCUGGAAGACAUAAUACACCUGUUACAAGAUGUAGAAUGGCUGUACAACUUUCCUGUGACUCAGAUUUUCACAAGAAAUGUGUUUUCUCAAAUGCCAGAAGAAUGGAGAGAUGCUUUACUUAAGCUUCCUGUCGAGAUCCUUAAUACUAUUCCACAAUAUAACAGCCAAGAACAUUGGCCGUCUUCCCUUCAGUUAUUCUUAAAGAAGUGUAAGAGACUUUCCCUGCAUCAUCUGGUUGUCAAUCCUCAUGAUGGUCAACCAGAUACCCACCAGAAAAUGCAUUUGCCCCAGGAGAUCACUAAAGGAAUGUCAACGAAGAAGAAACACGAAGUAGCAUCUCUCCUGUACCUAGUGAAGCGACUUUCAGACACUACACAAAGUCGUCAUGUUCUGGAUGUUGGCAGCGGCAUAGGCUAUAUAGACACUCUUCUUCACCACAUACUCAAGUUCACAAUCUUAGGUGCUGAAAGUGUGGCGGAACAUGUAAGAAGUGCAAAUACUAGACAGCAGAAACUCUCGGGCCAGUGUACUGGGAUCAGACACUUGCACUGGAGCCUUGCAGAUGAUGAGGGAACUCUUCAUAAAGCUGAGGAAGUGAUAUCAGAGCUAGUUCAAGUAGAUCAAAUAUGUACAUGUCAGGUCACGAAAAAGAGUUCAAUAUCCGGUGAGACAAGUGAUAAGCCGCCUGUAUUUAUCAUGAAUAAAGAACAUGAAUCAAGUGGUUAUGAUGAAGGAAAUAACUCAGAGUCAGUAGUAAACACAGAUGGUCAUCAUCCCAAAAAGUCAGCCAUACUUUUGGGACUACAUGCCUGUGCUGAUCUGUCUCCCAUCAUGAUGAAAAUAUACAAAGAAUCUUCUCGGGUAUCUUCCCUUGUAUUACUUUCUUGUUGCUACCACAAGAUGCAAAAACAAAGCACACAUGAUGUUAAUAUUAGCCAACCUGAAAAGUUAUGUGGCCAAGAAACUGUUAUGGAAGAAGAAUUUGUAAAUUUUCCCAUGAGUAAGGCACUGAAAAAUAUAUUACAGCAAAAUAAUGUUCACAUGUCAACCUUUGGUCUAAGGCUCGCAGCUCAAGAAUCAGGUCUGCGAUGGAUCAGACAAACAGCAAAGGACCAUGAGAAUCACAAGAAAAAUGUGGCUUAUAGAGCACUUCUGGAAGUAUUUUGUAUCAGAGAGGGAUUUACCUUGAGAAAACUUCGUCGUCGAUGUGUGAGAAAAUCUCAUUUUGAAGACUUCAGUGAAUAUAUUAGAAAUGUAGUUGUAAAUUAUGAAUUUAUACCAUCCAAAGGCAAUGUACAUGUUACAGGACCAAGUAAAAAUAAAAGAUUCAGUGAUGCAUCUUCACCACAUUUACAAAGUACAGAAAAAAGUCAAAGAACAGAAAAAGAUAAUGAUGCUGCCCCACAUCAAAGUCUUGAUACAUCUGAAAGGAGAGACUUACCAGCUGUAACAGAGGAAUAUAUCACACGUAUUUUACAGAAAUGUUAUGAAGACUACCAGCACUUAUUUCCACUGAUUGAACCUCUCACAGGUCUGCAGUUGGCCUUGCAGCCAGUGAUGGAAGCACUAGUAUUUGUGGACAGAGUGGCUUACUUAAAAGAGUGUGGCUUCACUAACGUAUGGUUAGAGAAAGUGUUUGAUGUAGAAGUUUCACCCAGAAAUGUUGCUUUAGUUGCUCUGAGAUAAAUGAGUAUGGUACAGUAACAUAUUAUUUUCAGCAAUAUGUUAGUACAGUACUGUAUACAGUACUGUACUUUAAGUGAGAUCUUAACAGAGUCAGAGAAGAUGUUACAAACCACAUCAAGUUCCCAUGCACCCAAGUACAUGACUCGGAACCUCCUGCAACAUGGUGGGAGAGUCCCUUCGAGACAGUGCAUGACCAGUACUUGCCAACAGUGCGUAACAGAGACGUGACUGACUGUCCAAGCGACUAACGAGCCGAUCAGUGUUGAAGAGGAUAAAAGUACAAAAGUAAAAGUUAGAAAAUAAAAAUAAAAUUCAGGAAUAAGUCAACAUGUCCUAGGCUCUGGUACCCUGAAAACAUUUUUCUACCAGGACAAUUUUCAGGUGACCACUAAAAAGACUGUUUGGAUAUGGCCUUACUAAUAAAGAACCGAAGAUUAUUUUAUAUAUUAUAUGUAGUGCAAUCUACUUAUACUGUAUAUGAUAUUUAUUUAUGUGCCCAAUGUAAACAAAAAUAGUUCCUAU
This is a messenger RNA of Homarus americanus (American lobster), 2613 nucleotides long. RefSeq lists its product as uncharacterized. The coding region runs from base 391 to 2091 and encodes 566 amino acids. The transcript has 6 exons. The record is from RefSeq and is a predicted model, not a curated record. NCBI's taxonomy places the organism in Eukaryota, Metazoa, Arthropoda, Malacostraca, Decapoda, Nephropidae.